AUGCAUCCAUUAGUUAUAUAUGCACAUCGUAGACCUGUGACUCAAGUCGGGUUUAAUGGUGAUGGUGAUCUACUAUUUACUAGUGGUAAGGAUAAUGGUAUGUGUGUAUGGGAUUCCUAUACUGGUGAAAGAUUGGGUACUUAUGAACCACAUAAGGGUGCUGUAUUCUCAUUCUCUUGUACAUAUGAUUCUACUAGAUUGGUAACAGGAUCAGGUGAUCAAUGUAUACGAGUAUUCGAUGUAUUAAGUGGUAAUUGUUUGGCUGAGGAAAUGGUAAAAGGUGUAGUAAGGAGUGUUGAAUGGUGUACUAAUCCUAACAAACAGAACCGUUUCGUAGCCUGUCGAGAUCAGUUUGUAUCUACGCCUAACUCUGUUAGUGUAUGGGAAUAUGAUGAUGAUGAUCAUAAGCUAAGCGUGAAUAUGCAGAUAA
Messenger RNA from Perkinsus marinus ATCC 50983, 430 nucleotides. Its product is annotated as eukaryotic translation initiation factor 3 subunit, putative. The transcript has 2 exons. Gene Ontology annotation, cellular component: eukaryotic translation initiation factor 3 complex, eIF3m. The annotation marks the transcript as partial. NCBI's taxonomy places the organism in Eukaryota, Perkinsozoa, Perkinsida, Perkinsidae. Gene Ontology annotation, molecular function: translation initiation factor activity; RNA binding; protein binding. The record is from RefSeq and is a predicted model, not a curated record. Gene Ontology annotation, biological process: cytoplasmic translational initiation.